Molecule: messenger RNA, 1279 nt
Organism: Zea mays
Lineage: Eukaryota; Viridiplantae; Streptophyta; Magnoliopsida; Poales; Poaceae
Product: 50S ribosomal protein L4-like
Exons: 7
Coding region: 58-939 (293 amino acids)
Biological process (GO): translation
Cellular component (GO): ribosome
Molecular function (GO): structural constituent of ribosome
Source: RefSeq, marked validated
CGCCGCCAGUCCGCCGGCUCAACUCCAGCCGCCGCGUGCCCCUCCUCUCCCCACCCGAUGCGGGCCCUCGCGCGCGCCGCGUCGCUGCUCCGCCGCGCCGCGGGGUCCGCGCCUACUACGGCGUCGCUGUACCAUCCGCCGCGGAACGUAGGCCCUUGCCUCGUGAAGAAUCUGCCAGGUUUCUUUUUCAAUGGGUAUUCUACUCUUUUGGCUCCACCAAAUGAAGUGUUGAUUCCACCAGAACUCCUUUCUAGCAGGACUGUGUGGACACCAGAUCGGGAGCUUGGGCAGUAUGAAGACCUGGUAGCUAGGGUCACAAACUUCCAUAAUGAGGACAAGGGCUUCAUGGUUUUGGAUGGCGAUGUUUUUGAUGUUCCAAUUAGGAAGGACAUUGUUCACCGAGUAGUAAGGUGGCAGCUUGCUAAAAGACAGCAGGGGACACACUCAACUAAAACUAUCAGUGAAGUUAGUGGCACUGGAAGAAAGCCUUACCCGCAAAAAGGAACCGGAAAAGCACGACAUGGAACACUGCGCGGUGCCCAGUUUCGUGGUGGUGCAACCAUGCAUGGGCCUAAACCUCGAAGCCAUGCAAUCAAGCUGCAGAAGAAAGUACGGCGGCUGGGGCUUAAGAUUGCCUUGUCUGCUCGAACUGCUGAGGGGAAGCUCUUGAUCUUUGAGGACUUGGAAGUUCCUAGCCACAAGACGAAAAACAUUGUGCAAUACAUUAGACAGAUGGAUGACUCAAAGAAGGUUCUGUUGGUGGAUGGAGGCGACAUUGAUAAGAAGCUAAAGCUGGCCACUCAAAACCUUCACUACGUUAACGUACUUCCUUCCAUUGGCCUCAACGUCUACAGUAUCCUCCAGCAUGACACCCUUGUAAUGACUCGGGCCGCUAUCAACAGAAUCGUCGAGCGGAUGCAUACCCCCAUCAACCGCUAGCAAGGAGGGUUUCUGAGUCGCACCACUGCUUCUUACAGCCAGCAACCUGUGCUUUUUCGUUCCCUGUUAAAGCUCGAAGGUUUCCUGUUAUCUUGGUGCUAACAUGGAGCUGCAACGUGAGCUGUUUAUUUUCUGUCAGACUGGAGGUACCGACCGAGGUAGGAGGGAAAUGUUGUGGCCUUUUGUAAGCAGGUCAUUGGAUGUUUAUUUUAGAUUAUUUUUUGGCGUUUUACCCACACUACCCUUGAAACUUAGUGAGUUCUUAUCCAGCAAAUAAGAUUAUGUAAUCCUGGAUUAUAUAGGUCCAAAGCUUGGGACAGCAAUUUGUUUAGAGUCCUGU